AGACAUCUUGGAUCUGAAGGGGGCCUGCUGUCACCACGUGAGGCAUAGAAGCCCGAGUGAGGGAGAAACCAGUCCGUGUUCUGGACUAAAGGAGCAGCCCAAAGGGAGAUACAGUUUUGGGGUUUUGCGAUUUUGAUUGAUGUGUUAAUUCACAGUCUGUAGUGCUUUGGCAAGCUUAAUCAGAAAAAUGCCCUCGAUCACCCUACCGCCUAAAGAGAACGCUCUCUUUAAGAGAAUAUUGAGAUGCUACGAGCACAAGCAAUACAGGAACGGUCUCAAGUUUUGCAAACAGAUCUUGUCCAACCCAAAGUUUGCAGAGCAUGGAGAGACCCUGGCCAUGAAGGGUUUGACCCUAAAUUGUUUGGGGAAGAAGGAGGAUGCAUACGACCUGGUCAGGCGAGGCCUUCGUAAUGACCUAAAGAGUCAUGUCUGCUGGCACGUGUACGGCUUGCUCCAGCGCUCAGACAAAAAGUACGACGAGGCCAUCAAGUGCUACAGGAACGCACUCAAGUGGGACAAAGACAACCUGCAGAUCCUCCGAGACCUCUCACUCCUCCAGAUCCAGAUGAGAGACCUGGAGGGCUACAGGGAGACCCGGUACCAGCUGCUGCAGCUGCGUCCGGCCCAACGGGCCUCGUGGAUCGGCUACGCCAUCGCCUACCACCUGCUGGAGGACUACGAGAUGGCCUCCAGGAUAGUGGAGGAGUUCCGCAAGACGCAGCAGACGUCUCCAGACAAGGUGGACUAUGAGUACAGUGAGCUGCUGCUCUACCAGAACCAGGUCCUGAGGGAGGCUGGGCUCUUCAAAGAGGCCCUCGACCACCUCUGCACUUACGAGAAACAGAUCUGUGACAAGCUGGCCGUGGAGGAGACCAGAGGGGAACUAUUCCUGAAGUUGGACCGGGCACAGGAGGCAUCGGAGGUCUACCACCAACUACAAGAGAGAAACCCAGAGAACUGGAGCUACUACCAAGGCCUUGAGAAAGCACUGAAUCCUGGGGACGCAGGAGAGAAGCUGAAGAUCUAUGAGGAGGCGUGGUUAAAAUACCCCAAGGGUCUCGUGCCCAGGAGACUGCCCCUUAGCUUCCUGUCAGGAGAAAAGUUCAGAGAGUGCUUGGACAAAUAUCUCCGCAUCAACUUCAGCAAGGGCUGCCCUCCUGUCUUCACCACUCUCAAGUCCCUCUACGUCGACAAGGAGAAAGUGUCCGAUAUUGAGGAGAUGGUGGUAGGAUAUGAGACGUCUCUAAAAACCUGUCGAAUGUUCAGCCAGAAUGAUAAUGGUCGCGAGGAGCCCCCCACCACGUUGCUGUGGGUGCAGUACUUCCUGGCUCAGCACUACGACCACGUGGGCCAGCCGGACACCGCACUCCAGUACAUCAACGCCGCCAUCGACAGCACGCCCACCCUCAUAGAACUCUUUGUCAUCAAGGCCAAAAUAUACAAGCAUGCGGGUAACAUCCGUGAGGCGGCACGCUGGAUGGACGAGGCCCAGGCCCUGGACACGGCCGACCGUUUCAUCAACUCCAAAUGUGCCAAGUACAUGCUGAAGGCCGGCAUGGUCAAGGAGGCUGAGGAGAUGUGCUCCAAGUUCACACGGGAAGGCACGUCUGCGGUGGAGAACCUGAAUGAGAUGCAGUGCAUGUGGUUCCAGACGGAGUGUGCGCUGGCCUACCAGAGCAUGAACAAGUUCGGAGACGCCCUCAAGAAGUGCCACGAGAUCGAGCGACAUUUUGUGGAGAUCACGGACGACCAGUUUGACUUCCACACGUACUGCAUGCGCAAGAUGACGCUGCGCUCCUACGUGGAGCUGCUGAAGCUGGAGGACGUGCUGCGCAUGCACCCCUUCUACUUCAAGGCCGCCCGCACCGCCAUCCACAUCUACCUCAGCCUGCACGACAACCCGCUCGCAGACGACAGCAAGGAGUCCCAGGCAGACACAGGAAAUCUGACGGACAAGGAGCUGAAAAAGCUUCGCAACAAGCAGCGACGAGCGCAGAAGAAGGCUCAGCUGGAGGAGGAGAAGAAAAAUGCGGAGAAGGAGAAGCAGCUGAAGAACCAGAAAAAGAAGAAGGAGGAGGACGACGAGGAGAUCGGAGGACCCAAAGAGGAGCUCAUCCCCGAGAAACUAGUCAAGGUGGAGUGUCCUCUGGAGGAGGCGGUGAAGUUCUUGACCCCGCUGAAGAACCUGGUGAAGGAUAGCAUCGAGACACACCUGCUCGCCUUCGAGAUCUACUUCAGGAAAGAAAGGUACUUGUUGAUGCUGCAGGCUGUGAAGAAGGCUUUCUCCAUCGACCCUGAUAACCCCUGGCUCCACCAGUGUCUGGUGCGCUUCUUCAAAGGAGUGUCCAGCAGCAAUUACCUGCCCGAGGCGGUCAAGACGGUCCUGAAUAAGGAGACGGGUCGGCUGUUUGGAGAGUUCGAUGCCCAAAGCUAUAACAAGAACUUCCUGAGUAAACACAACCACUCGAUACCCCACCGGGUGGCAGCUGCUAAGAUGAUGGUAUACCUGGACCCGUCGUCAGAGAAGAUUGCUGUGGAGUUAGCCACCAGCCUAGACGAGUCACUCACUGGCAGGAGCAUCCAGAUCUGCACUGAGGUGCUGCAGGCUCUGAGGGACGGUGGCCUGGGCUCGGAGCAGCAGAAGACACUGGAGUCGUACCGGGCUUCGUGCCACCAGGUCUUCCCGCACGCCUUGGCCUUCAUGCCCCCCGGGCACCACGACAACACCACGCUCACUGCCAACGGCGACCUGUCAUCGGGAGACCACGAGGACAUGUCUAGCGACAUCUAAAACGAACACGUGACACAGAGAGCGAGAGAGACAGAGGGCUCGUGGAGGAGGGCGUCGGCAGCGGCGGCCAUGUCUUUUUCUUUCGCGGCGACAGACAACCCCCCCCACGCGACCAACUACAAUGCGCUUCGCUUAAAAAAAAACAAAAAAAAAACCGCCAAGCCCUGGAGAGCCCUCUAAGGCCGUGAGCAGCAGGGAGGCUGGCGAGGGGUGGGUGGGGGAGGAAAUCACACAUUUUACCCAAUGUUUUUGUUUUUGUUUUAUUUUUUUCAUCUUGCUGAUGACUACUCUUAAAUGGAAAGAUAAACAGUGUAUGUAGAAAAUGAGGAAAAGAGAGGAAAAGAGCCAGGGUGUGGGGUAAAGAGGGGUGGUGAUGAACUGUGGUGUUACACCACCUUGUAUCCUGACCUGUGCAUCCACUUCUCAUGUUUUAAAAAAAAUAAUAAUUUAUAUAUAAAAAAAUAUAAUAAAUAAAAAUGCUCAACUGGGAAAAUACUGUUGUACCAACUAAAAAAAGGUUAUGGUUGACACUUCUCUUCUUUUCGCUUGGAUAGUGUGCCAAACCUUGACGCUGACUAGACGGGAUCUGUAAAGAGGGAGAUCAUGUGUUUCUAGUGGGAAACAUUACAAAGAUGCACUCGUGGUCCUUGAGCACAAAAGAGACAUUUCGCAGGGAAGCCACUGGGAGGCGACAUGCUAAAAGGUCCUGAUGGCUUCACCAACGGUAAAAGGCCUACUACAAACACGAUAAUAAGAAGGAAAAAAAAAAAAAAGAUCAAAAUGUCACCAGAGAACGCAGCAUGAGUGGAAUACCUUUUUUCUUGUGUUUUACUUUUGUCUUUUAUGGUUUCGUUUGGGGUUUUUUGAUAUGUGAAUGUACACCAAGGAAUGACAAAAAAGGUCUGAGGAACAGGUUAUGCCAUAGUAACAGAGAUCUUGAAAAUAUAUUUUGGAUUUGUUUUUUUUUUUCUUUCAUGUCCUGUUCCUUUUUUCUUUAUCUUUCGGAGAGAUUUCCAUCCCAUGUGAGAUUUAUCACUCUGUUUCUGAAUUCCUUUCCAUUUUCUUUUUCUUUUUUUAAAAAAAAAACAGUCUUGAAGCAGGUGUGCGUUAGCGACGCCAUGGUCAGAACAAAAAAGGAAAGAGACUCCACCUGCUCGACACUCUCAGACAAGAGAUAUGACUAAAUAAUAAACAUGGAGUGGAUUUGAAGUUCA
This is a messenger RNA of Engraulis encrasicolus (European anchovy), 4005 nucleotides long. RefSeq names its product N-alpha-acetyltransferase 15, NatA auxiliary subunit a (gene naa15a). The record is from RefSeq and is a predicted model, not a curated record. Gene Ontology annotation, biological process: N-terminal peptidyl-methionine acetylation. Gene Ontology annotation, molecular function: protein binding. Lineage: Eukaryota; Metazoa; Chordata; Actinopteri; Clupeiformes; Engraulidae. Gene Ontology annotation, cellular component: cytoplasm; NatA complex. Bases 188 to 2791 code for a protein of 867 amino acids. The transcript is spliced from 20 exons.